AAUGCCUCUUGUGCCGGAAGAACUCUGCCUUCUCUUCCAGCCCAUCCCCCACCUCACAAAAACAUGUUCGCCUCGCUCCUGCUCCUCGCUGCCCCUGCGUCGGCUGCCGUCUUCGCGGCCCGCCCGGCCAACUCGACGGUCGCCAUCGCCGGCCAGCCGUUCGAGCUCAAGUGGAUCGACGACGGCCAGAAGCCCACCCUCGCCGAGAUGGGCCCCACGGACAUCGACCUCUGCGUCGGCACCAAGGAGCAGCACGUGUGCAUCCAGAAGGUCGUCGAGGACUACGACAUGACCCAGAACAAGACCACCUUCACCCCCGACCCCAGCCUCGGCGAGGACGGCCAGUACUACCUCUUCAAGUACACCGCCGGGAACCAGUACGAGGGCAAGGUGUUCGAGGACUUCUCCGCACGCUUCUUCAUCCAGGGCAUGAAGGGUGACUUCAACGCCCAGGCCGACGCCGCGAUCGCGUCCGUCCAGACCGCGCCUUGGCCCACCGCUAGCGCCAACCCCCACUCGGCGCAGCCCCCUCCCUCGACCGCCGCCGCUGCCGGCGCCGCCUCGUCGUCCAGCUCGGGCGCCAUGGCCGUUGCUGCCCCAGCCCUUGCCGUUGUCGUCGCUGCCGGCGCCGCUGCCCUUUUCUAAGUCUGUAGCAUGUUAACGUAGUCAGUAGUUUUUGAUGCUAAGGGAUGACAUGGG
Cutaneotrichosporon oleaginosum is the source of this 699-nucleotide messenger RNA. RefSeq lists its product as uncharacterized. The record is from RefSeq and is a predicted model, not a curated record. Lineage: Eukaryota; Fungi; Basidiomycota; Tremellomycetes; Trichosporonales; Trichosporonaceae. Gene Ontology annotation, biological process: cell wall biogenesis; (1->6)-beta-D-glucan biosynthetic process.